CAGUGCAAGCAGCCAUCUUGGAAAAUCCUUUUUCGCAUUUCGAACGAACGAAGUGUCAAAUAUCGAUAAUUAUUUCACCUCAAACGGUUGAAUUAAAAAUUUGUACAAGAAAUAAGCUUUCUUUGAAAAGUUAAAUUUUUUAAAGCAAUCUGAAAAUUGAAAUGUAAAAAUCAUUUUCGCGCCACAAAAUAGUAUCAUUCAAUAGUUGUAUUUAAAAGCAAGAAAAAUAUAGAAGCGAGUUGCGAUAACAACUCGAAUAAGAAAGGGGUAGGAGAAUUUUUCUGUUGAAAGUUGGAAAUAAUAUAGGCAAGACGGCUUCGCAAAAAAAAUCGUCUAAGAAGAUGGCGGAGACCAAAGAAUUAGAGAAUAUGGUAUUGAGUUUUCGGGUGUCUGAACUUCAGAUGCUUCUUGGUUUUGCUGGUAGAAAUAAAUCAGGUAGAAAAAACGAAUUGCAAGCACGUGCACUAGAAUUGUUACGUUUGCGAUCCCAUCCAGUACAACUCAAAAUACGUGAAUUAUAUAAAACAAUACAAGCUGAUCAAUUAGCUGCACAUCAAAUGUAUGGUCAAACAGGUAGUUCUGCAGAGCCACAAAUAGAUCAAAACAUGCACUCCAGAAAUUAUUACACGAGACAAGCUAUCAGUCAGCAACAACAGUCACAGUCUUCAGUUUCUAGUGGAAAAGAUUUACCACCUGCCCAUCAAGCAUCUCUACCUCAAGCACCUAGAGCUAAUCCUGUAUAUCAGUCAACAGCAUAUACUAGUGUAACACCACAACAAACAACAAGUGCAGCUUAUAGUCCAUAUCCAUAUGUACCAAAAGUUUUAUCAACACCAUUACAAAUACAACCUAGGAGUCAGUAUCCUAUUCAUCCAGAUGUCAGGCUUAAAAAGCUACCAUUUUUUGAUCUACUUGCAGAGUUGUUAAAGCCAUCUAGUCUAAUGCCUCAGGGUUCAAUGAGGCUGCAAGAAAAUACAUUUAUGUUUCAUUUAACACCACAACAAUCAACAGAUGUUGCAAGUUCGCGAGAUUGUCGUGCAGGAAGUAAAAUGGAUUAUACAGUACAGAUACAAAUGCGGUUUUGUUUACAAGAGACUUCAUGUGAACAAGAAGAUUGUUUUCCACCAAGUAUUGCUGUAAAAGUUAAUGGAAAAUUAUGUCCAUUACCUAAUCCAAUACCUACUAAUAAACCGGGAGUAGAACCAAAGAGGCCGCCACGGCCUGUCAAUAUUAGUCCUUUAGUUAAAUUAUCUCCUACUGUAGCAAAUCAAAUUCAUGUAACAUGGUCAUCUGACUAUGGUAGACGAUAUGCAAUUGCGAUAUAUCUAGUUCGGAAGCUUUCAAGUGCUGAAUUAUUAUCAAGGUUAAAAAGUAGAGGUGUCCGACAUUCGGAUUACACUAGAGGUUUAAUCAAAGAAAAGCUUAAUGAGGAUGCAGAUAGUGAAAUAGCAACAACAUCACUCAGAGUAUCCUUAGCUUGUCCACUGGGCAAGAUGCGCAUGUGCACACCAUGUCGUGCGUCAACAUGUUCACAUUUACAAUGUUUUGAUGCGUCGUUGUUUCUUCAAAUGAAUGAAAGAAAACCUACAUGGAAUUGUCCAGUUUGUGAUAAGGCAGCGUUAUAUGAUAAUCUAGUUAUCGAUGGAUAUUUCCAAGAAGUAUUGAAUUCAAAGAAAUUAUUACCAGAUGUAAAUGAAAUUCAAUUAUUACAAGAUGGUUCAUGGGAAAAUUUGGUUUUGAAAAAAGAGAAGGAUAAGGAGAAGAGUGAAACAAAAGUUAUUACAAAUUCACAAGAUCGGAAAAUCGAUGUGGAUACCGUCGAUCUCGACGAAGGCAAUCCUGCUCCUCCAAAGGAAAAGAAACGAGCUGUUGUUAUUGAUUUAAUAUCAGACAGUGAUGACGAUGACGAACAUACCACACCGACACAAAGUACAAAAAAGAUAACUUGUGGUACUUCUUCACCAAAAAAAUCACAAACCAGUUCUAUUAGCAGUACAAGUGAAUCGCCAGAGUUGAUGAUAAUUGACUUAGAAUAG
This is a messenger RNA of Eufriesea mexicana, 2036 nucleotides long. It is a transcript of the gene Su(var)2-10, whose product is annotated as E3 SUMO-protein ligase Su(var)2-10. The record is from RefSeq and is a predicted model, not a curated record. Gene Ontology annotation, cellular component: chromatin. Gene Ontology annotation, molecular function: transcription coregulator activity; SUMO ligase activity; zinc ion binding. NCBI's taxonomy places the organism in Eukaryota, Metazoa, Arthropoda, Insecta, Hymenoptera, Apidae. The transcript has 9 exons. Gene Ontology annotation, biological process: regulation of transcription by RNA polymerase II; protein sumoylation. The coding region runs from base 342 to 2036 and encodes 564 amino acids.